AUGGUGAUGUACGGGACUUCCGACGCUUUGAUGUGCAGGGCAUUCCCAACAACCCUGCGGGGGCCGGCUCGCGUGUGGUACAACAGCCUGAAGGCCGGGACCGUCGCCUCCUUCGACCAACUCGCCAAAGAUUUCGAGCUUAACUUCCUGGCUUACGCUCGACCAAAGCCAUCCGUGGAGUUGCUCUUCGGACUCAACCAAAGGGAGGACGAGCCCCUCUCCCUCUUUGUGAACCGCUUUACGACGGAAAUUCGCGGGCUGUCGGAUGCUCACCCCUCUCUGUUGAUGCAGGCAUUCAUGACAGGCUAG
This is a messenger RNA of Musa acuminata AAA Group (dessert banana), 309 nucleotides long. RefSeq lists its product as uncharacterized. The record is from RefSeq and is a predicted model, not a curated record. Lineage: Eukaryota; Viridiplantae; Streptophyta; Magnoliopsida; Zingiberales; Musaceae. Bases 1 to 309 code for a protein of 102 amino acids. The transcript has a single exon.